Molecule: messenger RNA, 1116 nt
Organism: Cantharellus anzutake
Lineage: Eukaryota; Fungi; Basidiomycota; Agaricomycetes; Cantharellales; Hydnaceae
Exons: 5
Coding region: 1-1116 (371 amino acids)
Source: RefSeq, a predicted model, not a curated record
AUGGCAAGAAAUAUGUGGACUGAGUUCAGCGACUACCAAGAUCGGAUGUACAAGGGCUCUGCCAUUGUUCCUCUUCGUCAACUGGUCGAUCUGGAAGGCAACCACCAAGUAGAUGAAGAGUUCGUCGCCAGGUACCAUGAGACUUGGGGGGGCAGCAUCGACCCCUUGAUGCACGAGAUGAUGGGGUUGCUUCCUGACGAUGAUGGGUUGGACCUCCAAAGUUUUCCUGCAGACAUCCAGGUACAGGUCGUCCAUGGCCAGCACCGAAAGAGGGUGCUGGAAAUGCAUAUAAGGACUCUGCUGCAGCAAGAGCAUGAACUUGCACAUCCUGACGAGGAAGUGUCCUCACAGGAAUUCCUGAUAGAGGCAGUGUAUGCGCAUCCCCGCACAUUUUGGAAGGUGAAGCUCUAUGGGCAAUCUCUUCGAAAGAACCAUGAAGUCAUUCAUGCAUGGGGUGAUCAAGUCGAAGAAUCUGGCACCGGCUACGAUGGAACUGGGUUCAGCCUGGAGGGUGGUGGAGGAGAAGGAGAUGUUGCCGUUGCGGGAUCCCGCAACACACGCACGACACACCCAGCCCCGGAUGACCCGGACGGCCUCGCGGUGCAACCCAGCACGCUGUCAUAUCCGUGCAUACCCAAUCCCGACCUGACUUCCGGACCUCCUCCUUCCCCACCUCCGGAAUCCUACUCCGUUCCGAUAUUCACCUUCGGUCCUGGCACCACACCACCCUUCACCUCCCAUGCCACCUCCACUCCUCCAUCACUCUCCUGUCCUAUCUCCGUCCACUCCGAUAACCACCUCGGACCGAACACCACCCCUCCUCCUACUCCUCCUACUCUUCUCCUGUCCACUCCAAUACCCACCUUCGGACCUGACACCUCUCCUCUCUUCCCUCUCCUCUCUUCCCUCCCCUCUCUUCCCUCCCCUCUCUUCCCUCCCCUCUCUUCCCUCCCCUCUCUUCCCUCCCCUCUCUUCCCUCCCCUCUCUUCCCUCUGGUCCUCUUCCGCUGACCUCCUGCCAAGUUACGACCUUCUGCCGCUGACCCGUACUUCGUACUCAGGCACUGCUCAUACCUUUGCUCUGAGCCUCCGUCAUAGUUCCUACCUCGGACUUUGA